Messenger RNA from Hippopotamus amphibius kiboko, 784 nucleotides. RefSeq names its product monocyte to macrophage differentiation associated 2 (gene MMD2). Bases 44 to 784 code for a protein of 246 amino acids. The transcript has 7 exons. Gene Ontology annotation, cellular component: membrane. Gene Ontology annotation, molecular function: pore-forming activity. The record is from RefSeq and is a predicted model, not a curated record. Lineage: Eukaryota; Metazoa; Chordata; Mammalia; Artiodactyla; Hippopotamidae.
CGGCGGUCGGAGCCCCCGGCCGGAGGCGGAUGGAACCGCCGCGAUGCUGGCCCCGCGGCUGCUGGAUUUCCAGAAGACCAAGUACGCGAGGUUCAUGAACCACCGAGUCCCCGCCCACAAGAGGUACCAGCCCACGGAGUACGAACAUGCCGCCAACUGUGCCACCCAUGCUCUCUGGAUCAUCCCGAGCAUCCUCGGCAGCUCCAACCUCUACUUCCUGUCGGACGACGCCUGGGAGGCCAUCUCUGCCUGGAUUUACGGCCUCGGCCUCUGUGGGCUCUUCGUGGUGUCCACCGUCUUCCACACCAUCUCCUGGAAGAAGAGCCACCUCAGGACGGUGGAGCACUGUCUGCACAUGUCCGACCGCAUGGUCAUCUAUUUCUUCAUAGCGGCCUCCUACGCGCCCUGGCUGAACCUCCGCGAGCUGGGCCCCUGGGCCUCCCACAUGCGGUGGCUGGUCUGGAUCAUGGCCUCCGUCGGCACCAUCUACGUCUUCUUCUUCCACGAGCGGUACAAGCUCGUGGAGCUGCUCUGCUACGUCGUCAUGGGCUUCUUCCCCGCCCUGGUCAUCCUUUCCAUGCCCAACACCGAGGGCAUCUGGGAGCUGGUGACCGGAGGGGUCUUCUACUGCUUGGGCAUGGUCUUCUUCAAGAGUGACGGGAGGAUCCCCUUUGCCCACGCCAUCUGGCAUCUCUUUGUGGCAUUUGGUGCUGGUACCCACUACUAUGCCAUCUGGAGGUACCUGUAUCUGCCCAGCACCCUGCAGGCCAAGGUGUCCAAGUGA